This is a messenger RNA of Peromyscus maniculatus bairdii (prairie deer mouse), 4034 nucleotides long. Lineage: Eukaryota; Metazoa; Chordata; Mammalia; Rodentia; Cricetidae. The record is from RefSeq and is a predicted model, not a curated record.
GGCAGGAAUUGAUUUGUACUCACAGGCGUUUGUUCAUGUUUCAGCUCGGGUCGCGAGUGGAGUAGAGCCCCACUUACAGAAAUCAAAAUACGAAACAGACGAAAUGCUUUUAUUUUCUCGGUGUUGAGAGGGUGAUCUAUUGCCCAAAUGAUUUCUAAUUUAUUUGCAGAAGCAAUCCGAAGUAUGCAACAACAACAAAAAAGUACCAGCAAAAACUGCAGAAAAACAGAAGCAUAUAAAAAGUCUAAGGUCACACAACUGGUCUCUCAUUAAAUAAUGAACGGCUGUACAAGCUCACGUACUCCACUGAAGUGUUUCUGGAUGGGGGCAAAGGAAAACUUCAGGACAGCGUGGGCUACAGGAUCUCAUCUGAUGUGGACGUUGUGUUACUGUGGAGGAAUCCUGAUGGUGAUGAUGACCAACUGAUCCAAGUCACGAUGACAACUGUCAACGUUGAAAAUGUGAACCAACAGAGAGGAGAGAAGAGCAUCUUCAAAGGCAAAACUGCACCGAAGAUCCUAGGAAAGGACAACCUGGAGGCGCUGCAGAGACCCAUGCUCCUUCACCUGGUCCGGGGGAAGGUCAAAGAGUUCUACUCCUAUGAAAAUGAGCCCGUGGGCAUCGAAAAUCUCAAGAGAGGCUUGGCUAGCUUAUUCCAGAUGCAGUUAAGCUCCGGAACCAUCAACGAGGUAGAUAUCUCUGGGGAUUGUAAAGUGACCUACCAGGCUCAGCAAGACAAAGUGAUCAAAAUGAAGGCCCUGGAUACAUGCAAAAUCGAGAGGCCUGGGUUUACAACACUGAACCAGGUGCUGGGUGUCAGCUCAAAAGCCACAUCUGUCACCACCUAUAAGAUAGAGGACAGCUUUGUCACAGCUGUGCUUGCCGAAGAGACGAGGGCUUUUGCCUUAAACUUCCUACCAAGCAUUGCAGGAACAAUAGUAUCGAAGCAGAAACUGGAGCUGAAGACGACUGAAGCAGGUCCGAGGAUGAUACCCGGGAAGCAAGUUGCAGGUGUAAUUAAAGCACUUGAUUCCAAGUACACAGCCAUUCCCAUCGUGGGGCAGGUCCUCCAGCAAGCCUGCAAAGGAUGCCCUUCUCUGGCGGAGCACUGGCAGUCUAUCAGAACACACCUGGAGCCUGAAAACCUGUCCAAUGCCAAGGCUGUCAGCAGCUUCCUGGCCUUCAUUCAGCACCUCAGGACUGCCAGGAGAGAAGAGAUCCUCCAGAUUCUGAAGUCAGAGAAGAAAGAAGUGCUCCCUCAGCUGGUGGAUGCUGUCACUUCUGCCCAGACUCCAGACUCACUGGAAGCCAUCCUGGACUUUUUGGAUUUCAAAAGUGACAGCAGCAUUGUUCUCCAGGAGAGGUUCCUCUAUGCCUGUGGAUUUGCCUCCCACCCCGAUGAAGAACUGCUUCGAGCACUCCUUAGUAAGUUCAAAGGUUCGUUUGCAAGCAAUGACAUCAGAGAAACAGUUAUGAUCAUCAUUGGAGCUCUUGUCAGGAAGCUGUGUCAGAAUGAAGGAUGCAAGCUCAAAGCAGUGGUUGAAGCUAAGAAGCUAAUCCUGGGAGGGCUUGAAAAGCCAGAGAAAAAGGAGGACACCACGAUGUAUCUGCUGGCUCUGAAGAACGCCCUGCUUCCUGAAGGCAUCCCACUCCUUUUGAAGUACGCUGAGGCUGGAGAAGGGCCCGUCAGCCACCUGGCUACCACUGUUCUCCAGAGAUAUGAUGUCUCCUUCAUCACAGAUGAGGUGAAGAAGACCUUGAACAGGAUUUACCACCAGAAUCGUAAGGUUCAUGAGAAGACUGUGCGCACUGCUGCUGCUGCUGUGAUCUUAAAGAACAAUCCUUCCUACAUGGAUGUGAAGAACAUUCUGCUGUCUAUUGGGGAACUUCCCAAAGAAAUGAAUAAAUACAUGCUCACCUUUGUGCAAGACAUCCUGCAUUUUGAAAUGCCUUCGAGCAAAAUGAUCCGUCGAGUCCUGAAGGAGAUGGUUGCUCACAAUUAUGACCGUUUCUCCAAGAGUGGGUCCUCUUCUGCCUAUACUGGCUACAUAGAACGUAGCCCCCGCGCGGCAUCCACAUACAGCCUUGACCUGCUGUACUCGGGUUCUGGCAUUCUGAGGAGAAGUAACCUGAACAUCUUCCAGUACGUCGGGAAGACAGAUCUUCAUGGUAGUCAGGUGGUCAUCGAAGCUCAGGGGCUGGAAAGCUUAAUUGCGGCCACUCCUGAUGAAGGGGAGGAAAACCUUGACUCCUAUGCUGGCAUGUCAGCCAUCCUGUUUGAUGUUCAGCUCAGACCUGUCACUUUUUUCAAUGGAUACAGUGAUUUGAUGUCCAAAAUGCUGUCGGCGUCUGGUGACCCUGUCAGUGUGGUGAAAGGGCUUAUUCUGCUAAUAGACCAUUCCCAGGAUAUUCAGCUGCAAUCUGGACUAAAGGCAAAUAUGGAAAUCCAGGGUGGUCUGGCUAUUGACAUUUCAGGUUCCAUGGAAUUCAGUCUGUGGUAUCGUGAGUCUAAAACCCGAGUGAAAAAUCGGGUGGCUGUGGUAAUAAACAGUGAUGUCACCGUGGACUCUUCCUUUGUGAAAGCCGGCCUGGAGAGCAGAGCGGAGACAGAGGCGGGUCUGGAGUUCAUCUCAACGGUGCAGUUCUCACAGUACCCGUUCUUAGUCUGCAUGCAGAUGGACAGGGCCGAAGCUCCAUUCAGGCAAUUUGAGACAAAGUACGAAAGGCUGUCCACGGGCAGAGGCUUUGUCUCUCGAAGAAGAAAAGAAAGCCUAGUGGCUGGAUGUGAACUCCCACUCCAUCAGGAGAACUCUGAGAUGUGCAACGUGGUAUUCCCCCCUCAGCCAGAGAGCGAUAACUCGGGUGGAUGGUUUUGAAACAGAUGAGUGGUGUUUCCCUUGGAUCCAUUUCUUUGAGAGCGACAUGCUUCGAUGUGCCUAAUCUUUGCUCUCUGAGAGCACGGUGUUUACAUAUUUCCCUGUAUUUAAGAUGUUGGUGAAGAACAGAGGAGAACUUCCGUUAAUUAAAUUUGAGCCUAUUCAGGAGAUGCCCCACAGUGUCGCUCUGAGUCACCAUGCCACUUACAACAACAUGCCUACGUUUUGCUCUUUGCAAAAGUCCUAGCAGGUACAGUGAAUCUGGUUUUGUUCUAAGAAGAAACUAGGGUCUGUAUAAAACCAAGACAAGAAAACGAAAACCCCCAAACCAUAAAAGCUUAGGCAAAUGUGAACUGACUCAACAACUUUCAGCCGAAGUGAGCCCUUGGCGGGACCUUAUGCUUGCUUUCCAGGAAACACACUGCCUAAGUGGGGCGGGAGUGGAGGGACCCAAGCGAGCCAUUUUUCCCCCUUUCUCUUCUUCUCUUGAUUUACUUUUUUUCCCCUGGUAUAUUUUUUUUCAGAAGGUUCAGAGAGAGGGUGGAGUCAAGACUUAAAAAGUUUUGUUCGUCGAUCUCAAGAAUUAAUAUUUAUGUUUUCUGGUGGUUUUAUAAGCAUCAAAGAGACAGAAUUAAGGUGACCUGUGACAUGUCUCUGCUGGCCCUGCAGUGGGACCACUUGGAAGUCAUUCACUUUGGAAUUAGCAUACAGGAAUAAAAAAUAAUUGAGUCUUGGAGCAUCCAUUAGAUUUUUCUCAGGAUAUGUCUUUUUGAUACCGUCAUGUGGUACACAGCUCUUUGUAGGGGACACCCUGGAGUUACCACUUUAUACCUCAAUUGUCUGGUGGUAGAAGCAUCAUCUGUUUGACUACAGUUUGUGUAACAUCCAGUAGAGAUGGGAAGAACUUCAAGAAAAUGAUGGAUUUGUAUUUCAAAACUAUAACAUUGAAUAAAGACUCUCUUUAUUUGUAUGAAUUAAAAGGCCACACCAAACAUUUAAACAUAUUUAUUAAUAAGGAAGAUGUGUUUAUUGUAAUACCUGCCCCCCCAAAAAAAAGUCAGGUGCUCAUCUGUCCACUAAACAGACGCAUAAGAUGGAAGUUUAGCUGAAGUAGAAAAUGAAUUGUGAUGAUGAAAUAAACAUAUGGAAUUUACUGAG